AUUUUUGGACUCAUCAAACAGAGCCUUCUUGAACACCACUUAUAUUAUUAUAAGUUCGUUCUUGUUUUAUUUGCUCCAUUAUUUCAAAUAUGCCAGUUUAUAAGAUGAAAGAAAAUAGUCUUCUUGAUCGGGUGAAUAAAGAAAAGAAUCUCAUUUGUUUUAUGGAUACACCCAUUACCUAUAAAAAGUAUAUUAAUAAAUAUAAAAACAAACUUGUUAUUAUACAUAUAUUAAUGAGAACAGAUAUAUAUAUAUAUAAAAGGAAAGACUUUGAUCUCGUUAUAGAUUAUUACCAUGUUGACGAUCUACCUGAUCAACUUCGAGAAUGGACUUUUCAAUUGGUGAAAAGCAACUUAUAUGACAUGUAAAUAAAAAUCAAAUACGCGAAAAAAAAAACUAAGGUACUGUAUAUUUCAGGUACAACAAAUCAAAUGAUGGUUGGAGUGAUCAAGGAAAAAGAAAGGAAAUGCUUACACCUCAAACUCGAUAUCUGAUUGCAAGGUCCAGUACAGAUCCAAAUGAUUUAAAAGGAUUUCUAUCCUUUCAAAUGGUACAAGAGGAAACAAUGGAUGAUGAUGUUACAGCUAAUUGUGCGUAUUGUUACGAAAUUCAAUUAAUGGAAAAUGCAAGGAAUAGAGGUUUAGGUGAAUUUUUAAUGAAUUUAUUAAGUAAAAUUGGUUCAUUCUGGAAAAUGGAUAAAGUGAUGUUAACUGUAUUUAAGGCCAAUAAAGGAGCCUUCCGUUUUUAUACAGACAAGUUAG
Cokeromyces recurvatus is the source of this 761-nucleotide messenger RNA. RefSeq lists its product as uncharacterized. The transcript has 4 exons. Lineage: Eukaryota; Fungi; Mucoromycota; Mucoromycetes; Mucorales; Mucoraceae. The record is from RefSeq and is a predicted model, not a curated record. Bases 90 to 368 code for a protein of 92 amino acids.